Pygocentrus nattereri (red-bellied piranha) is the source of this 3625-nucleotide messenger RNA. RefSeq names its product cAMP responsive element binding protein 5a (gene creb5a). Gene Ontology annotation, molecular function: cAMP response element binding; DNA-binding transcription factor activity, RNA polymerase II-specific. Lineage: Eukaryota; Metazoa; Chordata; Actinopteri; Characiformes; Serrasalmidae. Gene Ontology annotation, biological process: regulation of transcription by RNA polymerase II. The record is from RefSeq and is a predicted model, not a curated record. The transcript has 11 exons. The coding region runs from base 138 to 1511 and encodes 457 amino acids.
AUCCCACGUGACGUCACGGCGCGGUGAUGUAAUGCUGCUGUAAAUAGCUCAUAUUGUAAUCGCGCUUCAGUCCGGCGCGCGAGAGCAACCUCGCUGGUGGCGUUGAGCGCGCGCUUCGGCUUUUCAGGUUCCCAGUGAUGAAUGAUGAUCAGGACAGGCCGUAUGUAUGCACUGCUCCCGGAUGCACUCAGUGUUUCCAAAGAGAAGAUCACCUAAUCAUUCACAGACACAAACAUGAGAUGACCCUCAAGUUUCCCUCCAUCAAGUGUGAGAACACACUGUCAGAUCAGACGCCGACUCCAACACGCUUCCUGAGAAACUGUGAGGAGGUAGGACUCUUCAGUGACCUGGAGCUCGAUCAGACAACAGAAGAUGAAGAGGAAGACGCCAGGCAGAACUUUGCAGUGCAGCAUUCAUCAGUUUUGAGCCAGCCUCCUGAUGAGAGCCAGCGGCAGCAUCAUCAGUUCCAGCCCCAGCAGCCCCAGCAGCAGCAGUGCUCCCUGGCCCAGCUCCAUGACAGCCAUCUCCACGCACACACCUCUCAGCCUACAUCUCACUGCUCCAUGGCACGACAACCAACCCACAGCACUGCCAACACACAGUCAGCACCCAGCUGUCUUCACAGCAAACAGAGACUUCCUGCAGCCUGUGCUAUGCAAGGAACAUCUACUAUGCAUAUGAACACCCAGUUAAGUAUGGACACCAACCUCAUUGGAAUACCAGGCCCUGCCCAUUCUGCAUCAGGCCCUACUCACCAGAGGUCAAAGGUCAUGCCAAGCCAGACACACCCCGCAGUAUCCAAUGGGAAUCAGAACCCUGCGUAUCACACGAUGGAGAUGAUGUCAUCACAGCAACACAGGAGGGCAGGUCUACCACUGACACACCUGCCAGCAGCGCCUCACCCUUCUUAUCAGCAGCACUGUCACAGCCAAUCACAGCAAAGACACCAACAUCAAAGUCAAGAGCUGUCACCUCACAGCUGUGCCCACCACUCUCCCCCUGCACACCUGCACCCAGGCCCCGCCCAUCUGACCGCCACUCACCUGACACAUCAGCCGAUACCUGCACAGAUAUCUCCGAUUCUUAAAAAUGCACCCUGCUCACAGUCUCCUCCACACAUGAGCGGAGGGAGACGCAGGCGGACGGCAGACGAUGACCCAGACGAACGCAGGCGGAAGUUUCUGGAAAGGAACAGGGCUGCAGCCUCCCGCUGCAGACAGAAAAGGAAGGUCUGGGUGACAUCACUGGAAAAGAAGGCUGAGGAGCUCACACAUACCAACCUGCAGCUGCAGAAUGAAGUGACGUUGCUCAGGUCAGAGGUCACUCAGCUGAAGCAGAUUCUGCUGGCUCAUAAAGACUGCCCUGUCACUGCCAGGCAACGAGAAACGCAUGGGGGCAGUCCAACAGGAAGUCCCAUUCAGGCACACACCGUCCAACUCAAUAGCAUCUCAACGACCAGUACCCCUACAGCACACACACACCUCACCGCUCACGCCCAUUCUGCCAGCUAAAUGCAAUUCUAACACGCACUUUUGACAACACACAAUCUUUCUGUCCCUUUUUUCAAGCCAUCAGUAAGUUUCUUCAAAGGGCUCAGAAGAGAAAGUGUGUAUUUAAACAGAACCAAACAGUCAUUGCUUAUGUCAAAAUGAGCUCAUGUUAUAUAAACUACACUCUGUCUGUACAUUUCAUCUCCAUUCAGAAUGCCAUGUAUUAUUAAAAAAGAGACCUUAAAGGAAUACUCCAGCAUUUUGUCAUCUAAUGUCUACUAGAUAUGCAGCUUACAUUUGAUUAUUGUAGAUUGCUGAAGAAACUGCCCAUUGACUGUAUGUUGUGAGCCAAUGGUUUGUUUUCUUUUAUGAAGUGCAGUGAAAUUAUUGUGUUUUGCAAGCAGCCAGAUUAGGCUGAAAAGCACUGGAGUAUUCCUCUAAAAUGGAAUUCCACCUAUUAGUCUUCAAUUCUGGAUAAUUUAGUUGUUCGGAUCCAAAGUCCUUCAGAGCAUUUUGAUGGAAAUUUAUUUACAGUGGUGCUGAUAGGAAACAGGUCACAAUGUCUGAAGUGCAAUUCAAAACGUCCAGACGUCUUUUGGGUUCUUAUGUCAUAACAAAAACAAAACAAGAAUCUCCAAAAUGGUCAUUUUACAGGUCAAAACAUUCUUUACUUUUAAUGUAAGUCAAUGUAAAGAUCAGACUUUUUGUCCAUUCAACAUUAUAUUUUGAUACAAUGUACAAGACAGCUGUUGCUGUACAAAUAAUGCAGAAAAAUCCAAAUAAAUAAUGGAGAUUAAUUAUAGAUAAAUGUUUUUAUUUGGACAGCAACAUCAUACAAUGUUGACAAAGGUGGUAAAUCUGAAAGUCUUCUUUAGGGACUGUUUUGCCUGCAUGUACCUCUCCACCAUGACUGGAUUUAAGGCCAAACUUGGACGUAAAUCUACCAUAAAACAAUGUCUCAAGCAUCAGACACAGUAUUCAUCACCAUUUUGCAUAAUAACGUUGAGGUUUUAGAGGCUUUAAACUUUUUGAACACCUGGUUCCUAUCACCACCAACAUGCACAAUUCUGUGAAUUUCUCUAAAAUAGCAUGUUUUGUAUCAAAACUCUCUUAAUGACUUUGCUUACAUCUUAAUGACUGAAAUUUGCACCAAGAAAUGGGUGGAGUUCCCUUUUAACAUGGAUAAGGGACUGAUGGACAACAGCCUGUCCGAAGCAGCGCAUCUCAGGUUUAACUGAGGGACAUGAACGGCGGAAUAUAAAUCCCUCCACACUGUGACAGCCUGGAGUAGGCCUACUGGAAAAGCUGUCAUGCUUUGGUCUGUCUUCUUUCCAGCAUUUUUGAGAAUUCUUUGCCCAGUGGUAUUUCCUCAGGGACUCUAACUCCUGGUGAUUAUACAAGUAUCUGUAUGUUUAUUGCCUGUUUUCUUUUUUUCUGCCACUUUAAUUUCAUCUGCAUUGGCCAAACAGCUCAGUUUGAACAGCUGAAAUGCCGGAUGAGAACAUGACUAGAAAGAAAAUCCUUCGUUAUCUAUCAGGGGAAUGUAUGAUAUUGUAAAUAUGUGAAUGGAUUGUUUGGCAUUGCUUUGAAUUGCAACUGCACCUUUAGCUAUUAGCUGCGCCUUUGUCCUCAUGGGACAGCAAACAGUGUCAGAGGCUUUUCUUCAGUGAACUGAUCAGGUACCACAUCACAUAUAGAAAGAUAAUGCGCCAUCCAAGAAUAUUUCACCACAAUAGUGCAUUUUAUAUGAGAUUAUUCAGGCAACAUGUGAUAUAUAUCAUAGACUAAUAGGCAUCCAGUACUUUUCCAUGUCAGCACAGCAGGGCACCAGUAUAAGGGAAACACUUUGAACAGUGUAGGAAAUCGUAUCACUCAUCAACAGUACACGUCACUUGUGGUAAAGUAAUAACACCUUGAGAAAACUGCUAAUUCCCUUCACUGCAAUUUGUUACAGAAUGUUCAGUGUUUGACUGCUCAGCGUCACAAAGCGUGAGAGACUAUCACUCGGCCUAACUGUUCAGGUGUGAAGACAGCGUUUUCCAUGUACAGUUUUUGAGAAGAAAAUCCAUAUUCCUUUAUUUUUGUACCAACUAACAAAUUUUAUUGCUAUUUCUAAAUAAAAAGAACUCGCUUUA